AUGACGCCCGGCACCAGAGAGGUCUUCGACUUCGACAUGCACUUCAUGGACGAGUUCCUGAACAUGACAGACCCUCCACUAAUGGAGGAUAUGAAAAUGGACUUCGGAAACGUUGAGGAACUUACCCCGAUCGUGCCAGACUACGACGCCUGGGCAUUGCAGCUCUCUCACGCCCCAACGUUCCAGGAUGACAGCACCAUGUCAAGCCCGCCAGCUAUGGUUUUUCCUCAACGAAUUACUUACAUGUACGAGCAGCCUUCGCUCGCUCAGACCAGUCCAGAGAUGUUGAUGCUGCGCUUCGAUCGACUGACCUGUGGCAUCCUUUCGAUCAAAGAUGGACCAAACGAGAACCCUUGGCGUACGUUGAUUUGGCCCAUGGCUCAGACUUCACCAGCACUGUACCAUGCCAUCUCCUCCAUGACCGCAUUCCACUCCUCUCGUGAUAUUCCCGCUUUGCGUGUGGCAGGACAUGAGCACAAGAGUGAGAGCGUACGAAACUUGCUGGAGGGCAUCGAGGAGAGUACCAUGAACCUUGACACAGCCAUUGCUACCACGUUGGCCUUGGCCUUCGCAGAGACUUGGGAUCAACACCUGUCGAGUGGCAACGACCAUAUUCAAGGUGCCCGUGCCAUGAUCAACAUCGCCUUGAACCAGCAUAAGCAGUCGGCUCUGACAGGCUUGAAUCUUGCCAGACUCAAGUUCCUUGCUAACGCCUGGAUUUAUCUGGAUGUUCUCUCCCGCGUGACUACUGCAGACGAGGAUACAUCUGACGACUACGACAACCUUUGGUGCCUUUACAGUACACCAGACAGUCCUAGUGUGGGUCCAUCAGGUCAUGCAGGUUUCGGAAUCGACUUUGGUAUGCCCAUCGACUCCAAUCUUGAUCCUCUGAUGGGUUGUGCAAGCACUCUGUUCCCGUUGAUCGGUCGUACAGCGAACCUUAUCCGUCGAGUGUAUCGCGCGGAGUCCAACUCGCCUCCCAUGAUUAGUCAAGCCAUGGAACUCAAGCUUAUGCUUGAGACGUGGGAACCGCCAGCUUUUGUUGAGCCGCCAGAGGAUCCCACAUGUGACGUCCGUCAUGCUUUGCAAACGGCAGAGGCAUAUCGAUGGGCCACUCUUCUGUACCUGCACCAAGCACUACCCGAAAUCCCCGAACGCCUCACAACGGCAGACAUGGCAAAGAAGGUGCUCGUGUUCUUGGCCACCGUUCCUCUCGCCAGUCGCUGUGUCAUCAUCCAUGUCUACCCUCUCUUCAUGGCAGGCUGUGAAGCCGACGUGGAGGAGGAUAGGCAGUGGAUCAAAAGCCGCUGGGCUGCCAUGUCACAACGCAUGAGAAUCGGCAUCAUUGACAAGUGUGUCGAUGUCAUGGAAGAGGUUUGGCGCAGAAGGGACGAGUACAAGAACAAGGUCCUUCCCAACAAGACCGUGCCUGUGAAACGAAAUCUGGCUGCAAAUGCAAACUUGCAUUCGGCUGCAGGCAAUAGUCGACCAGCAUCAAACAGGCGUGGCUCAUCCUUCAACAGCAUCGCAGGUGCAAGCGAGGGCACUAUGGCUUGGGCGAACAAACUGCGCCGAAUGACUGCGAGUGAUCCGGAUCAAAUGGAUUCAGCGUCCAUCUCAUGCCGAGGAUCUCGCGACGCAGUGAAUGGUGCGACAGGCACACUGCUCACAGUUCGCGGAAGGUUGCAUUGGAUUGGUGUGAUGAAAGAUUGGGGUUGGGAAGGUAAGUUUUCUCGCAAGGAAAGUCCGAGUCUCCGCAUGAGCUGA
This is a messenger RNA of Aureobasidium namibiae CBS 147.97, 1767 nucleotides long. RefSeq lists its product as uncharacterized. NCBI's taxonomy places the organism in Eukaryota, Fungi, Ascomycota, Dothideomycetes, Dothideales, Saccotheciaceae. Gene Ontology annotation, cellular component: nucleus. The record is from RefSeq and is a predicted model, not a curated record. Gene Ontology annotation, molecular function: DNA-binding transcription factor activity; transcription cis-regulatory region binding. The coding region runs from base 1 to 1767 and encodes 588 amino acids. Gene Ontology annotation, biological process: positive regulation of transcription by RNA polymerase II. The transcript has a single exon.